UAUAAGUCAUUUUAAAGGGCCUUCUCUUAUAUAUUACCUUAAAAGAACAAAUGCCACCUACUGACAAACAACAAUACUUGUAAAACAUUGGAUGUAUCCAGUAACUUGACUUUGAUUGAAGGUUAUUUUGUCAAACUAGUAUUUCAAAGGUCAUGAGUGAACAUUAAAUUCUUGGGUUGAUUUUCUUCGAGGCGACGACACAUCUGACAAGAAAACAACUGAAAUGUAUAUGAAAUAUAAAGCAUUUAUGCUAAAGUGUGUGAUUCAAGCAAAACAAAAGAAUGUGAAUCAGGAGGGACAAAGUGCACGCUAACAAUGCAGGUUAAAGGGGAAUACCUAUUUUGUGUACAGCCUUGCUGAAUCACAUAAAAAGAAAUUGAGUCGAUACAGUAUAAUCUGGGACGAUGAGAGAGGGUAGAUGAUGAGAUAAAGACUGAUGUUUAAUAUGUAGGUUGUGUUGGUUUGCACAAGUGAUUGAAUUAUGUGCAACAUUGCGCCGUGAAAUCGCUAUUUAGUGUUAUAUCCGACGUGGCCUGAAGGCAGCAGCGGCAAAGACGUGGCCGUGGUGCAGCUGCUGCGUUCAAGUGGCGCAGUGUCCCGUCUGGAGGCAAAGAGGGCGAAGUUUCACUCUGCAUUGCAGCCUGAGCGCUGCUGCCGGAAUCCAACACAACAAUGGCGACUCCCAGUCCUGACAGCAACUCCACAAGCUCCAGCAACAGCAGCAACAUUGUAGGAUCCACGUCGCACCACUUUCAUCAGCAGACACAGAGCAGCAGCAUGCAAGAAACCAACACCUGCUGGAGAUGUCAAAAUGAAACAGGGUUUCAGAUAAGCCUGUCUGGAGUGUCCCAAAGUAAACGUAAAGCCCUGAAGCUGAAUUUCGCCAACCCUCCAGUCAAACCCGCCUCCAGGCUCCCGCUCAAUCCAACACCUCCCUCUUUCCAGAACCCUCACAUAGAGCGUCUGCGGACACACAGUAUUGAGUCGUCGGGGAAGCUGAAGAUCUCUCCGGAGCAGCACUGUGACUUCACUGCAGAGGAUCUGAGAGACCUCGGGGAAAUCGGUCGCGGGGCGUAUGGCUCCGUCAACAAGAUGGUCCACAAACCCACCGGCCAGAUCAUGGCUGUCAAGAGGAUUCGCUCCACCGUGGAUGAGAAGGAACAGAAGCAGCUGCUGAUGGAUCUCGACGUGGUCAUGAGGAGUAGUGACUGUCCCUACAUUGUUCAGUUCUACGGCGCUCUCUUCAGAGAGGGGGACUGUUGGAUUUGUAUGGAGCUUAUGUCUACCUCAUUAGACAAAUUCUACAAAUAUGUAUACUGUGUAUUAGAUGACGUCAUUCCAGAGGAAAUAUUAGGCAAAAUAACAUUAGCGACCGUUAAAGCACUGAACCACUUAAAAGAAAACUUGAAAAUAAUUCACAGAGACAUCAAACCUUCCAACAUUCUAAUGGACCGAAGGGGUAAUAUCAAGCUGUGUGAUUUUGGCAUCAGCGGUCAGCUGGUGGACUCCAUAGCUAAGACCAGAGAUGCGGGCUGCAGGCCUUACAUGGCGCCUGAAAGGAUAGACCCCAGUGCUUCCAGACAAGGCUAUGAUGUCCGUUCUGAUGUGUGGAGCUUGGGAAUCACCCUGUACGAGCUGGCCACAGGAAGGUUUCCAUACCCCAAGUGGAAUAGUGUUUUCGAUCAGCUGACACAGGUGGUGAAAGGUGAACCUCCACAGCUCAGCAACUCAGAGGAGAGGCAGUUCUCUCCCAAGUUCAUCAAUUUUGUUAACCUAUGCCUUACAAAGGAUGAAUCAAAAAGGCCAAAGUACAAGGAGCUUCUGAAACAUCCCUUCAUUCUGAUGUAUGAAGAGCGUUUUGUGGACGUCGCCAGUUACGUCUGUCGCAUCCUGGAUCAAAUCCCUGCCUCUCCCAUCUCUCCCAUGUACGUGGACUGAUGUAGUUAGGCUGGGGGAUGGGGGUGGAGACACUAAUGCAACGCUUGACAUCGUAGCCCUCAGAGAUACGUAGGAUCACCUGUUUAUUCACACGUUCCAAAAAACCAAGGAACUAAGUCCAAAUUGCCCGGUGCAAUGAGAAAAAUAUUAAGUAAAUCCUUCCACCUCUAAUCACCUCAUUUUAAAGUCAGUGAAAUCUAAAACAUUGUCCUCCAUCAUCACCCAGAGAAACUUGAAGACAUGACGUUGUCUUGGUAAACUGCAAUGCAUCUUUUUAUGUGAGGAAAAAGGAAUAGAUUAUAGUAUGGUGUGUGUGUGUCUGUGUGUGUGUGUGUGUGUAUAUAUAUAUAUAUAUAUAUAUAUCUAUACACACACUUGAACUAAACAAAUACAGAAUUUACCAAAUGAAAUGUGACACUCAUGUCCUAUGAACAAAAAUAGCCACCUAUUGGAUUGUACAGUUUGGACUGUAUGUAUGCAUAUGUGUGUUCACCUCUGAAUUGUUGACAUGUACAGAUGUCUGCCAUACACACACACACGCACACACUUACACUUUUCAGGCAGUUUGUUGUGGGCACCUUCACUCAUAGUAAAUGAGUAUGCAAAAGUGUUUUCUCUUUGGAAAGCUCAUGGAUUCGGUAGCGUGGCUUUACUUUUUUCCAAUAUGCAAUCUGUGAGAGUUUGUCUUGACACAUGAUUGGGACAUGUACAUUUCUCACAUCCAAUGUUACCCCCUGUUUGUGCCUUUUCACAUAUUAUCAUUACUUUUGAGUCACAGAGCUAAAGAUCUGCUUUUCUGAAUGAUAAAUGUGUGGCAAGAAACCUAGAAUCCUAGGCCUAGAUCACUUAACAAGACUUACGGCAGGUUUGACGGUAUUGGCUGAAUGACUUAAAGCCUCUUUUAUCAAACAAUAUUUUGUCCACUGCACAGAGUAAAGAAAAAAGCCACCCAUUUUCCAGUAGACUGUUUCCUAAUCCAAAAAAAUCAUGCCUGGAAAUGUUGGUUUUGGCUUGAUAGCAUUUUUUCGAAUUGGAAAACUUUUGAAAGGUCUAAUAAGGUUGUGCUUUUAGCAUCUGCAUGUAACUAAAGUGAACUGCAGAUAUAUCUACAGAAAGCACAUUCACCAGAUAUGAUCCACAUGUUACAAGUUAGCCAUUACAGAAUUAGCACCAAGUAGCCACAGCUUAUCUGACCUAUUGAUGGUGAUAUUUGUUGUCUUAACCAGCUAAAAUGAUGAUAAUAGUGUCUAAAAAUUAGACAAUUAGACAACAUAAAUGUGUUCUCUAUUACUUUUUGCCAGAAAGGAAGAGGAAGAAGGAACAAAUGGUUUAGCAUUGGAGUUAAGCUAAUUUUGAUAUUUUUCUAGCUGUUGGUCUCCGACCUUACGGAAAUGACAUACCAGCCUUGUUCAUUUUGUAUGGCACAACCUAAGAUUAAUGUAUACAAAUCCCAAAAAUUGAGCAUAGAGAUGUGUAAUUUCCAGCUAUCAUUUGCAUUUUUCUGAAUUAGGAAAUAAAGUUACAAUUUGGGAGUAAAAACCCACAAGAGUCCUUCAGGUCUAUCUUCCAGAUAAACAGAUGCUGAGCUCUGUGAGUCAGACGUAAUGACAGUACAUAAUAGGCCCAAACAGGGUCUAAUUCAAUGCUACAUUGCCUGAUGUAAAGUUACUUUGGGACAUUAUGUCCACUGAUGUAAAUGUGUAUGUAUAUAGUACAUUUAAUCUGCUGUUCCUGGCAGGUUCUGCUUGACAAUUAAGGCUCAUUCCUAAACACAGAGAUGAUGGAAUAAAAGAGUGAGGGGAUUUGGGAGUUUGACGUUGAAUGAAAAUGCGUCCGUGUGUUGCAGUUUGAGAAUGAGCCCUAAUGCUCCUCAGCAGCCUGUCAUAGCACUGUACAGUUAAACUGCUCAUCCACACUGAUCACAGAUCCACCAUGCUGCCAUGCAGAGGCAAAAAGUAGUAACUACAGGGUUUCCUGUCGACAAAAAUGACAUCCAUGAAUGCUGCUAAAUGACGUAAUUCUGUACCAACCACACAACAGUUAGGAGGUCGCUCCUCACGUACAGUAGUAGUUACAGCUCUUUGACCUUUAAGAUCAUCCUGGACUCAGCAUGUUCCUCCGUGACUCGGCAUGUCUUUCUGGCUUGCACUGAUGAUAAAAUGUUUAAUUCCCCAAACUAUGUAUCACACUAUGUAUCACACUCAGGAUGCAUUUCCAUAGUCUAAAACCCGUUCCGUCACCUGUCUUCCUCCGCUGGUGCUGAUAUCCUACAGCAGCUUUUUUCACUUGGAGAGGGCAAAAGUUUAACGGUGGGCCACUGGCCAAAAGUAAGCCCCUAUUCUAAAGUAUUGUUAAGAUGCAAAAUGUUACAAGGAGUCCAAGUUUCCUUAAUAAAUGUCCUCAUGACAAAUAAUCAAUGAUAAUUAGGAAUCCUACAUAUUUAAAGAGCAUUUUACCCCACCAAACCCUGCAUAAACAAACAGUGCUUUACAUUUUUACCUUUUAAAUUUUAUUUUGUCAUUGCUUUAAACAUCUGAUUGGUCUGAUUGAGCCUCAUGGCAGAGCAGCCUUGGCCCGCCGACCGGGCUUUGGGCCGCCCUGUACUACAGUUUAACAUAGCUGGGCUUCACUUGAGAAACUUGAGACUAUUGAAAUUCAUCCAGAGUAAUUCCCUCACAGAAUGCCACAUCUCCCAGGUGUUAGUUGAUGGACAAACAUCAUACACUUUGGAGUUAGCUACUUAACCAAACUGUCUGUAUGGAUGGUGGUCCUCCUAGACUGGGACACUGUAGAGACUUGUAAUGUAAUAAAUUACUUUAAAGGAUAAGGCUAGCAUUAUUUAUAUUUUCUUUUUUGUCAACAGAUUCCAUUAAUAUAACAAUAUUGCCAGCCUUAUCCUUUAAUCUAGCAGAUGCUAAUAAUUUAAAGUAAUUUAAUGUAACACAGCCUAUACGAUGAGCCAUGAGUAUGCAGUAACCUCAGUUAACUGUUGACUUUGUCACGCGAUGCAAGAUCAGUUGGAUGAUAUUUUAUGUGUCUGAGUAUUACUAUUGUUGUUACUCAUUUAGCUUAAUGUGGGAAAAAUGCAUUUUUAGACCGUUUUCAACACUGAUUGACAUUUAGUUUCCUUGCAUUAAAGGAACUACUAUACUUAAAGGGCCACUCCAGCAAUUUAUUGUUGUGCUUUCAUAAUGUUGGGAGAGACCAGUUAACAAAGACUGGUCAAAAGUGAUGCGGCAGAGGCUGAGAUAUCCUACCUUAGUCCUUCAUAUGGAGCAAACUCCAAAACCAAAAAGAAUAAUCCUGAUGACAUCAUCAGGUUACUUAGUUACUCUGAGACUUGACAAAGCUCAUCCUGAGCCACAGAAGACAUUAUACAACUAUUUUAAGAGGCCAAAUAACUCUCAUGAUCACUGGUAAUUUGACAUGUACUGUAUGUGUGAACGAUGCUGGAGUUACCCUUUACGUUUUAUUUAAAAUGCUAUAUAUGCCUCUACAGAUGUCAGCCAUGUUGGAAAAUGGCCACCAUCAGUGGGAAGUGUCAGGGAGGUUGGGGACAAACUUGUUUAAAGACUUGUGGCUUAUCUGCAAGGGGGUAAAACAUUAUCCAUCCAAGGUGGUAGACAUGCAGUGUAGACCAGACUUGAUUCUCUGUGUAGUUUAAAUGGAGAAUUGUGUCAGCUCUGUUCUUUCCAUUUCUAUCUGUAUUGCGAAAUGGUGCAAACCAAUGAGAAAGCCCUCGCUCCCCCUCACAACAGACAGAGCCACUUCACUGCAGUCUCCAGAUCUGUUCUUCUCUCAUGGGAUACAUUUCCAGGAAGCUAGCUUACCGCUGGUGAAUAUGAAUCUCCAGGGUACAUGUUGUAUAAAUUGCAAUUUGCUAGAAUGUUCAUAUUAGAUUAUAAGAUAAUAUUAAGGGCGAUGAAUAUUAUAUUGUAUCUUUAUCAAGGGUUACAAAUAAAGUUCCCAUGGAAAAGAUAAA
Messenger RNA from Scatophagus argus, 5920 nucleotides. It is a transcript of the gene map2k4b, whose product is annotated as mitogen-activated protein kinase kinase 4b. The transcript has 13 exons. Gene Ontology annotation, biological process: MAPK cascade; protein phosphorylation. Bases 673 to 1938 code for a protein of 421 amino acids. The record is from RefSeq and is a predicted model, not a curated record. Gene Ontology annotation, molecular function: JUN kinase kinase activity; ATP binding. NCBI's taxonomy places the organism in Eukaryota, Metazoa, Chordata, Actinopteri, Scatophagidae.